CUUCACAACUUCAAUCAAACCAUUCUUUCUCUCUUCUCAUUUUUAACAAAAUGAGAUCCAAACAUCAACUUUCAACUCUUUUCCUAACAAUCUUCUUAUUGCUCAUUUUAGGAUGUAACGCUUCACCACCGAGAAAAAGUAUCCGGUCACGCCGUCCUUGUAAGGAAAUGGUGUUCUACUUCCACGACAUUAUAUACAACGGCAAAAACUCCAAGAAUGCAACUUCCGCCAUUGUGGGUGCACCUGCAUGGGGUAAUCACACAAUUUUAGCGAAUCAGAACCAUUUUGGAAAUGUGGUUGUGUUUGAUGAUCCCAUAACGUUAGACAAUAACUUGCACUCGCCCCCUGUUGGACGAGCACAAGGGUUCUAUAUCUAUGACAAAAAAGAAAUCUAUACCGCAUGGCUUGGAUUCUCAUUUGUCUUCAAUUCCACUGCCCAUAAGGGUAGCAUUAACUUUGCAGGGGCUGACCCUUUGAUGAACAAGACGAGAGACAUUUCAGUUAUUGGUGGAACGGGUGAUUUCUUCAUGACUAGAGGUGUGGCUACUAUCAUGACCGACUCGUUUGAGGGGGAGGUUUACUUUAGACUUCGUGUUGACAUUAAAUUGUACGAGUGUUGGUAAUCAAGAACCUAACUUUCUUUUAGGUUUUGUUUUACGUUUUCUUUUAUCAUAUAUCUUUUUCGUUCUACAAAAAGAUAGAAAUUUUAUCUAUCUUUUCUAAGAAGGCAAAACAUGCCAUCAAUUGUCGUUACGUUUUGUAUCAGAAAUGUUUGUUUGUUACGGUUUUCUUUUAUGGAUAAUUAAACUUUUGUCGUUUACAAUA
Molecule: messenger RNA, 825 nt
Organism: Helianthus annuus (common sunflower)
Lineage: Eukaryota; Viridiplantae; Streptophyta; Magnoliopsida; Asterales; Asteraceae
Product: disease resistance response protein 206-like
Exons: 1
Coding region: 51-623 (190 amino acids)
Source: RefSeq, a predicted model, not a curated record